UCGAACCCUAAACAUUUGAAUAUUUAAAACAGCUAUAAAAUUUAUCAAAAAGGGACACCAAAGAAAACGAUCAACAAAUCUCUUGCGAAAAUAUAAAAGCCACCAAGCUGGCAAUCCCAAUAUUUUUUUGUCUAUUCAAAAAUUUCAAAAGUUAUAUUGCUAAACAAAGCCAGCUAAAAUGUGGGGCACAAAUAAAAUAAAAUCUAAGCCCUGCGUCUUUUUAGUGUCGAUCUUUGUGUGCUUCAUCAACUGUCACAUCGUCAUGGUACAAGCUGUACAGCUAGGCGAUCCUGAUGCCUUAAUCACUUUAUAUCGUGUGGCCCCGACCGAUGAAUUAGGCAUUUACCGGUAUGCCUACAAGACGAGUAAUGGUAUUGCAGUACAGGCCGCUGGAAGCGCUUUGGAAACGAUUGGUAUAUUUAGUUACGUUUCUCCCGAGGGCAUUCCAAUCGAAGUGCGCUACAUUGCUGAUGAAUUAGGUUUCCAUGCCGUCGGACGUCAUCUGCCUAGACCCCCACCAAUACCAGACUACAUACUUCGCUCUCUGGAGUAUAUACGCACACAUCCAAAUGACGAAGAUCGUGGCCGUUAUCGAAUUCACAAAUAAUUUAAAAAAAUUUAUAUUAAUUAAAUUAUUUACGAGUCUACGAACUUACAU
Messenger RNA from Anastrepha ludens (Mexican fruit fly), 658 nucleotides. It is a transcript of the gene Cpr78Cb, whose product is annotated as pupal cuticle protein Edg-78E. NCBI's taxonomy places the organism in Eukaryota, Metazoa, Arthropoda, Insecta, Diptera, Tephritidae. The record is from RefSeq and is a predicted model, not a curated record. Gene Ontology annotation, cellular component: chitin-based extracellular matrix. Gene Ontology annotation, molecular function: structural constituent of chitin-based larval cuticle. Bases 179 to 607 code for a protein of 142 amino acids. The transcript is spliced from 2 exons.